This is a messenger RNA of Salarias fasciatus (jewelled blenny), 1976 nucleotides long. RefSeq names its product bMERB domain containing 1 (gene bmerb1). Gene Ontology annotation, biological process: negative regulation of microtubule depolymerization. The transcript is spliced from 6 exons. Gene Ontology annotation, cellular component: microtubule cytoskeleton. Bases 38 to 802 code for a protein of 254 amino acids. The record is from RefSeq and is a predicted model, not a curated record. Lineage: Eukaryota; Metazoa; Chordata; Actinopteri; Blenniiformes; Blenniidae.
CGCCCUGCAUCCUCCGCUUCGCAUCCAUCCAACGUCGAUGGACUUGAAAAGCUCGAAUAAAGAUGCUCGCCGUCUCGGGUCGCUGGAGACGUGUCACCGGGUGAAACCGACGUACCUGGAGGGCGUCACGCAGAGGGCACGCGAGGACUUCGCCAAAGGACGACCUCUUUUCGCGGUUUGCGCGCGCGGGGACUCGUCCGACAUGGAGCUGAAGAAAUCCUUCUCGGACACGGAGCGCGCGCUCCGCAGCUACGGCGCGGUGUCGGAAACGGCGUGGACGACGGACAAAGGUCACUCCGACGUGUCCAUGGCGGAGAGCACCAUGUCCCCGGAGGAGAUCGAGGUGGAGAUGGCUCGCAUCCAGCGCCUGCGGGAGGUCCUGGUGCGCAGGGAGUCGGAGCUGCGCUUCAUGAUGGACGACAUCCAACUCUGCAAAGACAUCAUGAGCUUAAAGCAGGAGCUGCGACAGAUCGUGUCAGUCCCAGAGAAGGAAAAAAACAAGAAACACAAGCAGCGGGAAGAGGAGCUGAUCCUGAAGAUCCACAAACUGGUGCAGAAGAGGGACUUCCUGGUGGACGACGCCGAGGUGGAGAGAUUAAGGGAGCAGGAGGAGGACAAGGAGAUGGCCGAGUUCCUCCGCCUCAAACUCAUGCCUCUGGAACAGAAGCUCAAAGUCACGCAACAUCCUCCGAAGCCCAAGAGGCACAUCCUGGAGCCGCCGCCGAACAAGCCGUCCAUCACCAAGUCGGGCGCGGCCGUCAUCAAGGACUGCUGCGGCGCCACUCAGUGCGCCGUCAUGUAACCAUCAGAAACACGUCCCGUCAGCCAGAGAAACCCCCCCAGACGCUGUUACACUGGUUUAAAUAUUCCAAAUUCACUGAUUCACUCCCUUCCGUCCCCCUGCUGGAGCGGCAGUGUUGUAAUGUCAUGAUGACAGCCGGUUUCUCUGAGUGACAGGAAGCAUUUGUCAAACUCUCACGUUAUGGCGACGGGUAUUUAUUCUUCCAUUCCAGUCCUGAAACGCCUCCGUUUUUCAUUUCCACGCCGUUCCUCCCGCCGGCUCCAGGUGGUUCCAAACACCCAAACACCUCACCGUUAAGUGACUUCCACCGACCGGUCUAUAGCGAUGUGAGAAAUCCCCGCCAGCCGGUGGACGCUUUUGUUCCCCCAGCAGACAAAUAUGGUCAAAAACAGCAGUUCGAUCCCACGCUGGCCAAACUAACACACACACUGCGAACACGGCUGCACUGUCUGGUCAUGAACGGCUCAUUUAGCUGUGGUUGUGUAUCUUAGAGGGAAAUACAAAGAUGAGUUUCACACAAACUAAAAAUACACCACUGUCACUGCGAUGCUUGUAAAAGUUUGACAAAUGUUUCAUCUAAAAUUAAUAAAUUCAGGCCACGUAUCCUCAAGCAGAUAAAAUUAGAAAUACUUAUCCAACGUCUUGAGCCGUGUGUCAAUAAGAAGAAAAAGAGGUUCUGAUGUAGGCACAGCGACAUUGGCAGUUUUCAGUCCCUCCUUCCACCGUCUUAACGCUUGUAAAUGCGAACGCCCCAGCCAUCCGUCAUGGUGUCGCUCAUUCCCCCGAAGGACGACGCAUCAGUGAGUGUACUAACAUCAUCUCCGCCAUCGACUACUGAGAAACACGGACUCCUUCAUCCAUAUCGCCGACGACAGACGGCGCCUUGCAUCCUCUGAAUUUAGUCUUGCAUUUUUAACGAUAAAUACCAGGAAGCGAAUGCAACCCCCCCUUGUAAAUCCUACGAUAGACGGUGUGUGUUUGAGUGUAUUUAGGACAUUAGUGACUCGCGUCAAGCGAAAAGUGUUGCUCUUCGUCACUUUACUUCCUUCUGAUGACUUGGCGUUGUGUAGUUGUAGUGACUUGAUGAAGGUCCUAAUGUUUAAUAUUGAACAGAUAUGCAGAAAAUAAGCUGAAACUACCUGUACAUACAUGUUUAAAUAAAAAGCAUCUUUCA